UCGAUUGAUUAACCAAUCGAAAUACAAUGCUGCGUAUAACAUCCACCGUCAGCAGGAAAUACGGAAUUGUGAACUUUUUACGAAAUAAGACAAGUAUAAAGACAAAAAUGGCAGCAUUGCAGCAAACCGUGGAAAACAAUGAACUCGUCUCAGCGUUGGUUGAGUCCCUCCAGUCAAUGAUGGCCGCGAUCCAAAGUCAGCUCGUGCUGCGCCAGAAACAAGAACUCAUUGCGGAAAACGCCGCACUUGAAAAAGAAAUCGAAGAGGCACUGGCCCAGCUAGUGCAACUCGAAGUCAAGAAUGGCAAGAAACAGAUAUUGGUCCCAGGCGCCCGAACAUUCUCCACCGACGCCGCGGCAGCAGCAGCAGCUUUUGCCGCUUAAAAUGGAUAUCAACCCCGUCUCGGACUCGGAUCUAUUGGACCGCAAAUACUCGCAAGCCUCCAUUCUGUUGAGAUCGCGCCGAUUGAACAAGACUUCGGACAAUGAGCAGUCGGAUGCCAUGAAGGCGCAUAUUGUGUCCCCCAUAGUUGAGGUCGGAAGCAUCGCCGAAGCAGUGGCCCAUUGCAAUAAGCCAGUUUGUGAUGACGCCGACAUGCAGUGCAUAAUGGACUUGGUGGACGGCACCCUUUGCGAAGCCCUGACCAUAGUUCAGUCCGAUCCCCGGGGACUGUUUUGCUACAAGUUUUCAGGUACACCGAAGAACACCGCUGCCAAAGUGCCUACGCUGCUCGAUGUUCAGGUGACGGACACUGUCAACGAGAGAGAGGGCACUGCCAUUUUUGCCACAACAGUGGCGGUGGGUGACUAUGGGCCGAGCUCGGGCUCCAGCGGAUUGCUGCGCAAACCGACGACUAUUGGGGAAUUCGAGUACAGCAAUGUACUGUCCGAGAUACAGGACUUUGUUGGUCAGUGGCAGCUGUCGCCGGACACAAAGUGUGCGGUUCUGAGCAACCCCAUUCAGCACGAAAUUCCCAUCAAGGGAAAGAUCUACUUUGUCGAUGCACAUUUCUCUCGGCCAACGCCACGCUGUCCCAACCCACUGGCUGUCGCCAAGGUGCGAUUCAUCAUAACCGUCUCAAAGGUCAUGCAGAAGCACUAUCCAGUGAUGAUCACAUACCGCUUUGAGGGCUACAACACUUUGUACUAUGCGGUGGGCGAGCGUUCGCUGAACUCGUUUACUUUUCAAAGAUUCUACAUUGACACCAUUCUGCACACCAAGUUGGCCUUCUACGCUGAGGUGUGCGAAUGCCGACACGGCACUAUCGAGAAGCCCAAAAAGUCCAAGAAGGGCAAACCCUGAUGCCAAUAAACACGCUUAGAUCUACUAAUACUCACUGU
This is a messenger RNA of Drosophila subobscura, 1340 nucleotides long. RefSeq lists its product as uncharacterized. Gene Ontology annotation, cellular component: cAMP-dependent protein kinase complex. Lineage: Eukaryota; Metazoa; Arthropoda; Insecta; Diptera; Drosophilidae. The transcript is spliced from 5 exons. The record is from RefSeq and is a predicted model, not a curated record. Gene Ontology annotation, molecular function: protein kinase A regulatory subunit binding. Bases 301 to 1302 code for a protein of 333 amino acids.